This is a messenger RNA of Phacochoerus africanus (Common warthog), 1991 nucleotides long. RefSeq names its product zinc finger protein 789-like. The coding region runs from base 544 to 1890 and encodes 448 amino acids. The record is from RefSeq and is a predicted model, not a curated record. The transcript has 7 exons. Gene Ontology annotation, biological process: positive regulation of reciprocal meiotic recombination; negative regulation of transcription by RNA polymerase II; regulation of cytokine production. NCBI's taxonomy places the organism in Eukaryota, Metazoa, Chordata, Mammalia, Artiodactyla, Suidae. Gene Ontology annotation, cellular component: nucleus. Gene Ontology annotation, molecular function: recombination hotspot binding; histone H3K4 methyltransferase activity; histone H3K36 methyltransferase activity.
CCUCCCGCGGUCCCUUACCCCGACCAGAGAGUUGCGAGGCCUCCGCGGUUCCUAGAAGGUGCUCCAGCGGGGACGCUCUGCUCGGCGUGAGCCAGGGGUCCGGGUGACAGGCGCUGCGACUUCCCUCGUCGCCCCCUCGCGCGGGGGUUAGCUUGGAGACUCCGACCUGAUUCCGGGUGCCGCCUGGCACCUCCAGAGGGGAGCCCAGCCCCUAUGGCAGCCACAGGUGCAUCUUGAGGACUUCCUGGAGGAUGCGGCGCGGCGGGGGUCAGAGGUGCCGAGAUUAACAAAUUGGAUUAUAGAUUGCUCUUCCGAAGGCUCCCUGCUCACCGCAGGGUUCACCGGUGGCCAGAGAAGCGCAAGAAAAAAAAAAAAAAAGGAAAAUCCUCCGUAUCCCAUCAUUUGUGUACUCCCUGAGAGAAACAACAUUGAACUUACUAUGUUGAAGAAGAACUGAAACGGAGGCAAACCACAGUCUGGGUGUGCCCCUGGGCCAGGCACCCAAGCUGCAGAACCAAGGCUUAAACUCCUCAUUUCUCCCAAAUGCUGGCUCUAUCCUUAAAGCUGGGCACGAUGGCUGGGUUCCUGCCCCAUGUCAGAGGCCAGGCCUUGGAAGCCAUGUUCCUGACAGUCCCGUGGAAGGAGAUGCUGUCCUUCGAGGAUGUGGCCCUGUACUUCACCAGGGAGGAGUGGGACACGCUGGGCUGGGCUCAGAAGGGCGUCUACAGAGAAGUGAUGCUGGCCAAUUACAGAAACAUGGUCUCCUUGGGAUUUCAGUUCCCCAAACCUGAGGUGAUCUGUCAGCUGGAGCAGUGGGAAGAGCCGUGGAUCCUGGAUCUACCAAGAGCUGGGACUGGGACGGCUUCCGGUAGUGCUUGCCCAGGUUCCACAGCCAGAUUCGAGGUGCAGGAGCCGCCUGCAAAGCAGAACAUUUCUGAAGAUUUCGAGUCGUGUACGAUGUCGCUGGUAAAGCAGAAAACGGCCAGGAAACCUUCAGAAAAGUUGCGUGAAUGUGACGAGUUUGUGUACGGACUUGCACUCCCCACGCUCGCUGAUGAAGGCUGGCAGGCCUUCCUUCAAAACUUUAACCUCGUUCAAGAUUGGGACGCUCCGGCAAGGACAAAGCAGGGCAAACACGAUGCGUGUGGAAAAGCCCCCAAGCCGAGAUCAGUGCUCCCGAGGCAGACGCGAAUUCUCACAGAUGCAAAAUCGUACGAGUGCAGCGAAUGCGGAAAGGUCUUCCGGCGUCAGGCAAACUUUGUUCGACAUCAAAGAAUUCACAGUUCAGAGGACCCCUUUGAGUGCCACAUAUGUGGGCAAGCCUUCGGACAGAAGUCUGCUCUCACUGUCCACAAACAGUGUCACUCGCAGAAGCAGCCAUAUAAAUGCCAGGACUGUGGAAAGGGUUUCCGUCAGAUGGCGUAUCUGGUUGAACACAGGAGGAUCCAUACCAAAGAAAGGCCCUAUAAAUGCAGCGAAUGUGAAAAAACGUUCCGUCAGAAUUCAACCCUCAUUCGACACCAGUUAAUCCACAGUGGAGAGAAACCCCACAAAUGCCUCGAAUGUGGGAAAGCCUUUGGCCGGCACUCAACCCUGAUGAGCCAUCAACAGACUCACAGCAAACAGAAGGCCCACACGUGCAGUGAGUGUGGGGAAUCCUUUGGUCGGAGGGUAGAUCUCAUUCAGCAUCAAAGAAUCCAUACCGAGGAGGAGUUCUUUGAGUGCAGAGACUGUGGGAAGACUUUUAGUUUUAAGGCAAAUCUGCACCGACACGAGGUCAUUCACACCGGAGAGAGACCCUACAGAUGUGACAAAUGCGGCAAGUCUUUUAUUUGGCGCACAAGCUUUAUCAAGCACCAGGGUACUCACAGAGAGCAGAUGGCUACCUGAUACCAAGUGGAAAAGCUACCACUCUAAGACCAGAACGUGGCUCUCGCUGCCGGUACAUGUAACGGGACUGUGUGGUGAAAAUAAAGAGGAACUGAAAUGGG